UGGGCCCAAAACAAAAGCCCGUCUCUUUAGCCCUAAACUGCUGCUGCGGCCUCUAUAUAAUGUUCUGCAUUGCUAGGGUUUCGUUCUUCUUCCAUCCACAGAUUCAAUCCCCAACGCGCAGCUGAGAGAGACCGCGCCGCUGCCAUGGGAAGGAGACCCGCAAGGUGCUAUCGCCAAAUUAAAAACAAGCCGUACCCUAAGUCACGUUUCUGUCGUGGUGUUCCUGAUCCCAAGAUCAGGAUCUAUGAUGUUGGUAUGAAGAAGAAGGGUGUUGAUGAAUUUCCUUUCUGUGUCCAUCUGGUUAGUUGGGAGAAGGAAAAUGUCUCAAGUGAGGCACUUGAGGCUGCUAGGAUUGCUUGCAACAAGUACAUGGCUAAGUUUGCUGGCAAGGACGCUUUCCACUUGAGGGUUAGGGUCCACCCAUUCCAUGUCCUUCGGAUCAACAAGAUGCUUUCAUGUGCUGGAGCUGAUAGGCUUCAGACUGGCAUGAGAGGUGCUUUUGGAAAGCCACAGGGUACCUGUGCUAGGGUUGCUAUUGGGCAGGUUCUUCUUUCAGUCCGCUGCAAGGACAGUAACAGCCAUCAUGCCCAGGAGGCCCUACGCCGUGCUAAGUUCAAGUUCCCUGGUCGUCAAAAGAUCAUUGUCAGCAGGAAGUGGGGAUUUACCAAGUUUUCUCGUGCUGAUUAUCUGAGGUACAAAUCAGAGAACAGGAUUUUGCCUGAUGGUGUGAAUGCAAAGCUUCUUGGAUGCCAUGGACCAUUGGCUAACCGCCAACCUGGAAGAGCCUUUAUUGAUGCUGCCAGUGCAACUGCCUAGACCUGCCUGUUUUGAAGUAUCAUAGUUUCGUAAGAAUGAAUUUGGAUGUUGUUUUGUCCGAACAUAUUAAACUUAAUGGAGUCUACUUUUUGGUUUUGCGAACCACCCUGGAUAUCUAGUGUUAUAUUUUGUUAAGGACCUAAUUUCCGUUUCUCCUCUUUAGCAUUUGAUAUUCUAUUGCUGUUCAGCUAA
Messenger RNA from Lotus japonicus, 1008 nucleotides. RefSeq names its product 60S ribosomal protein L10. NCBI's taxonomy places the organism in Eukaryota, Viridiplantae, Streptophyta, Magnoliopsida, Fabales, Fabaceae. Gene Ontology annotation, molecular function: structural constituent of ribosome. The coding region runs from base 145 to 816 and encodes 223 amino acids. The transcript is spliced from 4 exons. Gene Ontology annotation, biological process: ribosomal large subunit assembly; translation. Gene Ontology annotation, cellular component: ribosome; cytosolic large ribosomal subunit. The record is from RefSeq and is a predicted model, not a curated record.